GGGCGGUCAGUGUCGGGAGAGCUGGACCGCAGACGCCGCCGUCGUCCCGAGAGCCCGGCCGCCUCUGGAGCCCGCAGCCAGCGCGCUGUCCGCGAUGAGGGAGAUCGUGCACAUCCAGGCGGGGCAGUGCGGAAAUCAGAUCGGCACUAAGUUUUGGGAAGUGAUCAGCGAUGAACACGGCAUCGACCCGGCCGGAGGCUAUGUGGGUGACUCGGCGCUGCAGCUGGAGAGAAUCAGCGUCUACUACAAUGAGUCAUCCUCUCAGAAGUACGUGCCCAGGGCCAUCCUUGUGGACUUGGAGCCGGGAACUAUGGACAGUGUGAGGUCCGGCCCUUUCGGUCAGCUCUUCCGACCAGACAACUUCAUCUUCGGUCAAACUGGUGCAGGAAACAACUGGGCAAAGGGGCACUACACAGAAGGGGCCGAGCUGAUGGACUCGGUGCUGGACGUGGUGAGGAAGGAGUGUGAGCACUGUGCCUGCCUGCAAGGGUUCCAGCUCACCCACUCCCUGGGCGGGGGAACAGGGUCUGGCAUGGGUACUCUGCUCAUCAGCAAGAUCCGAGAGGAGUAUCCCGAUAGGAUCAUGAAUACCUUCAGCGUCAUGCCUUCCCCCAAAGUCUCUGACACCGUGGUGGAGCCCUAUAACGCCACCCUGUCCGUUCACCAGCUGGUUGAGAACACAGAUGAAACCUACUGCAUCGAUAAUGAGGCUUUGUAUGACAUUUGCUUCCGUACCCUGAAGCUAACCACCCCCACCUAUGGAGACCUGAACCACCUAGUGUCUGCCACCAUGAGCGGGGUCACCACCUCCCUGCGCUUCCCCGGCCAGCUCAAUGCCGACCUCCGCAAGCUGGCCGUGAACAUGGUCCCUUUCCCCCGCCUCCACUUCUUCAUGCCCGGCUUUGCCCCUCUGACGGCCAGGGGCAGUCAGCAGUACCGGGCCCUCACGGUGCCGGAACUGACUCAGCAGAUGUUCGACGCCAAGAACAUGAUGGCGGCCUGUGACCCAAGACACGGGCGCUACCUCACCGUGGCCACCGUCUUCCGGGGCCCCAUGUCCAUGAAGGAGGUGGACGAGCAGAUGCUGGCCAUCCAGAACAAGAACAGCAGCUACUUCGUGGAGUGGAUCCCCAACAACGUCAAGGUGGCCGUGUGCGACAUCCCGCCCCGCGGCCUCAAGAUGGCUUCCACCUUCAUCGGCAACAGCACGGCCAUCCAGGAGCUGUUCAAGCGCAUUUCGGAGCAGUUCUCGGCCAUGUUCCGACGCAAGGCCUUCCUGCACUGGUUCACAGGAGAGGGCAUGGAUGAGAUGGAGUUCACCGAGGCCGAGAGCAACAUGAAUGACCUGGUGUCAGAGUACCAGCAGUAUCAAGAAGCUACAGUUAAUGACGGAGAAGAAACUUCUGAGGAUGAAGAAGAGAUGGAUGAAUAGAGGAGCUUCCCUUUCACAAAUACUCAACACAGAUGUUAUUUCUUUAACCCUGGUGCAUCUUGACCCUGACUGCUGCCGGAGUGAUGCACUGCCUGAAUCUGUUGGUGGAGACCCUUUCCAGAUGCAGCAGUUGCAUUCUCUAUGGUGUGGAGUAAAGAAAGUACAUUAAACUAGCAGAGAAGUGGCAUCCCCCUCCCCCAGCAGAUCAGCUGUGGAGAUCCCCUCAAAAGGCCUGAGGGCCGGGGAGGGCUAACAACCUCACCUUCCACUGAGUGUUCACCCUGUCUGAGAAUCAGCAUGGAGGGAAGUUAGAGAAGUGUCCUUUCAUCCGUUGUGACUAAACCUGAAGCAGUGCAGUGUUACCUUGUCUGAAUACGCAAUGUAGAACUCUGAAACACUCCAGCCAUAAUAAAACACCAAACAUUGUU
Messenger RNA from Loxodonta africana (African savanna elephant), 1860 nucleotides. It is a transcript of the gene TUBB6, whose product is annotated as tubulin beta 6 class V. The record is from RefSeq and is a predicted model, not a curated record. Gene Ontology annotation, cellular component: cytoplasm; microtubule. Gene Ontology annotation, molecular function: GTP binding; GTPase activity; structural constituent of cytoskeleton. The transcript is spliced from 4 exons. Bases 95 to 1432 code for a protein of 445 amino acids. Gene Ontology annotation, biological process: microtubule cytoskeleton organization; mitotic cell cycle. NCBI's taxonomy places the organism in Eukaryota, Metazoa, Chordata, Mammalia, Proboscidea, Elephantidae.